Molecule: messenger RNA, 2409 nt
Organism: Schizosaccharomyces osmophilus
Lineage: Eukaryota; Fungi; Ascomycota; Schizosaccharomycetes; Schizosaccharomycetales; Schizosaccharomycetaceae
Gene: ptr8
Product: transcription factor TFIIH complex DNA helicase (ERCC3) subunit Ptr8-like
Exons: 1
Coding region: 1-2409 (802 amino acids)
Biological process (GO): nucleotide-excision repair; transcription initiation at RNA polymerase II promoter
Cellular component (GO): transcription factor TFIIH holo complex; nucleotide-excision repair factor 3 complex; transcription preinitiation complex
Molecular function (GO): DNA binding; hydrolase activity; 3'-5' DNA helicase activity
Source: RefSeq, a predicted model, not a curated record
AUGAGUGUAAAAAGAAAAAAUCAGGCCAGGGAAGGUACUCCUGACGAGGAUUUGGAGGAGUUUAGCGAUUACUCAGAAGGCGAUGCUUAUGAUGAUGAUUUGUACACUCCUACUGCGAGAGUUCGAGCAUCUUCUACGAAUAACUCCAAAAAUAAAAAUGCAGAUCGAAACACUCAGCAAGUACCCACGGGUAUUUCUUCUAUGUUUGGACAAAAUGACUUUUCGGCUCUUUUAGGUUUGAAGCUUGAUCAUCAAGCAAGACCUCUGUGGAUUAAUCCAGUUGAUGGAAGAAUUAUCUUAGAAGCUUUUUCUCCUUUAGCAGAGCAGGCCAUUGAUUUCUUAGUCACAAUAUCAGAACCUGUUUCACGCCCUGCAUACAUUCACGAGUACAGAAUCACUGCUUACUCUUUAUACGCAGCAGUCAGCGUUGGUUUGAAAACAGAGGAUAUUAUUAGUGUUCUUGAUCGCCUUUCCAAAACUCCGAUCCCUCAAUCCAUCGUUGAAUUCAUCCGUGCAUGCACUGUGUCUUACGGCAAGGUAAAGCUGGUUCUGAAGAAGAAUCGCUACUUUAUUGAGAGUGGAGAUGCUAACGUCCUUCGUCUUUUACUUCAAGACCCCGUUAUUGGUCCCCUUAGGGUUGAUUCUUCGCAAUCCAAGACAGAAUCUUUAAAACCACAACAAAACGCCGAAGCAGCAGCUCCUUCGGUUUCUGAAAAUCAACCUAAUGAAACUACAAGCGAAAAUGGACAGGACUCUUCCGACCUUUUGUUUUCUGCGGUUGUCGGAUUACAAGAGGAAGAGGAUGACGAAGAUGCAGUUCAUCUUUUUGAAAUUAAACACUAUUCUGUUGAAACCAUUAAGAAGAGAUGUGCUGAAAUUGAUUAUCCUUUAUUGGAGGAAUAUGAUUUUAGAAAUGACAACAUCAAUCCGGACCUACCUAUUGACUUAAAACCAAGUACUCAAAUUCGUCCUUAUCAAGAAAAGAGUUUGAGUAAGAUGUUUGGUAACGGUCGUGCUCGGAGCGGUAUUAUUGUUUUACCCUGCGGUGCUGGAAAAACAUUGGUGGGCAUUACCGCUGCUUGCACUAUCAAGAAGUCGGUUAUCGUGUUGUGUACUAGUUCUGUGUCGGUAAUGCAAUGGCGUCAACAGUUUCUCCAAUGGAGCAACAUUAAAGCAGAUCACAUUGCGGUUUUUACGGCCGACCAUAAGGAACGGUUUCACAGUGAAGCUGGUGUGGUUGUGUCCACAUAUUCGAUGGUUGCCAAUACGAGAAAUCGUUCUUAUGAUUCCCAAAAAAUGAUGGAUUUUUUGACUGGACGUGAGUGGGGUUUUAUAUUGUUAGACGAAGUGCAUGUAGUUCCUGCAGCGAUGUUUCGUCGUGUCGUUACUACGAUUGCUGCUCAUUCCAAAUUGGGAUUGACGGCUACCCUUGUUCGUGAAGAUGAUAAAAUUGAUGAUUUAAAUUUUUUGAUUGGUCCUAAAAUGUACGAAGCAAAUUGGAUGGAUCUUGCCCAAAAAGGGCAUAUUGCGAACGUACAGUGUGCAGAAGUGUGGUGUCCAAUGACUACAGAAUUUUAUAAUGAGUAUCUCAGAGAGAAUUCAAGAAAACGAAUGCUAUUGUAUAUCAUGAAUCCGAAAAAAUUUCAAGCUUGCCAGUUCCUGAUCGAUUACCACGAAAAGAGGGGUGAUAAAAUUAUCGUUUUCUCUGAUAAUGUAUACGCUUUACGUGCGUAUGCAUUAAAGUUAGGAAAGUAUUUCAUUUAUGGUGGUACGCCUCAACUAGAAAGAAUGCGUAUUUUGGAAAAUUUUCAAUAUAACGAGCUUGUAAACACUAUAUUUUUGUCAAAGGUUGGUGACACUUCAAUAGAUCUUCCUGAAGCUACAUGUCUGAUCCAGAUUUCUUCACACUAUGGUUCUCGUCGACAAGAAGCUCAACGAUUAGGUCGUAUUCUUCGUGCCAAGCGAAGAAACGAUGCGGGAUUUAAUGCUUUCUUUUAUAGUUUGGUUUCAAAGGAUACCCAAGAAAUGUUCUACUCGAGUAAAAGACAAGCAUUUUUGAUAGAUCAAGGGUAUGCGUUCAAAGUUAUUACAAAUCUUAAGGGAAUGGAGAAUUUACCAAAUUUGGCCUAUGCCUCAAAAGCUGAACGUUUGGAGCUUUUGCAAGAAGUUUUACUUCAAAACGAAGAAGCUGCUAAUUUGGACGACGGUGAUGACUCGUCUGGCUUUAGCGCUAGGGUGUCAAGAGGUCCUGCUAAAGCAAAGCGGACUGGUGGUUCUUUAAGUACGCUUGCAGGUGGUGAUAAUAUGGCAUAUGUUGAGUAUAAUAAAAGUGCAAACAAACAGCUACGGAAGGACAAUAAGGAGCAUCAUGCUCUUUUCAGAAAACAUUUAUACAAUCGAAAAAGAUAA